AUGAAAGCUUACACAUGCGAUGUAUGCGACAUGUCUUUUAGUCAAAGUGGGUAUUUGACUACUCAUCGACGUACCCACACGGGUGAGAAACCAUUUGCGUGCGAUGUAUGCGAAAAGACGUUUACUGAAAGUAGCAUAUUGGCGUGUCACCGUCGGACUCACACGGACGAGAAACCAUACGCAUGCGAUGUAUGCGAUAUGUCAUUCAGUCAAAGUGGUCAUUUGACAAGACAUCGUCGGACCCACACUGGGGAGAAGCCUUUUGCGUGUGAUAUAUGUGACAAAUCGUUUGCUACAAGUGGCACAUUAACGUAUCAUCAUCGGACUCACACAGGCGAGAAACCUUACGCAUGCGAUGUAUGCGAAAAGACGUUUGCUGAAAGUAGCACAUUGACAUGUCACCGUCGGACUCACACGGGCGAGAAACCAUACGCAUGCGAUGUAUGCGAUAUGUCGUUCAGUCAAAGUUGUAAUUUGACAAGACAUCGUCGGACCCACACUGGCGAGAAACUAUACGCAUGUGAUGUAUGUGGCAUGUCGUUCAAUCAAAGUGGUCAUUUGACAAGACAUCGACGGAUCCACACUGGUGAGAAGCCUUUUGCGUGUGAUAUAUGUAACAAAUCGUUUGCUACAAGUGACACAUUAACGUAUCAUCGUCGGACCCACACUGGGGAGAAGCCUUUUGCGUGUGAUAUAUGUGACAAAUCGUUUGCUGCAAGUGACACAUUAACGUAUCAUCGUCGGACCCACACUGGGGAGAAGCCUUUUGCGUGUGAUAUAUGUGACAAAUCGUUUGCUACAAGUGGCACAUUAACGUAUCAUCAUCGGACUCACACAGGCGAGAAACCUUACGCAUGCGAUGUAUGCGAAAAGACGUUUGCUGGAAGUAACACAUUGACAAUACAUCAACGAACCCACACUGGCGAGAAACCAUUUGCGUGCGAUGUAUGCGAAAAGACGUUUGCUAGAAGUAACACAUUGACAAUACAUCAACGAACCCACACUGGCGAGAAACCAUUUGCGUGCGAUGUAUGCGAAAAGACGUUUACUGAAAGUAGCACAUUGACAAGACAUCGUCGGACCCACACUGGUGAGAAACCAUUUGCGUGCGAUGUAUGUGACAAAUCAUUUGCUACAAGUUACACUUUAUUGAAUCACCAUAGGACUCACACGGGCGAGAAACCAUACGCAUGCGAUGUAUGUAACAUGUCGUUCAGUCAAAGUGGUCAUUUGACAAGACAUCGACGGACCCACACUGGUGAGAAACCAUUUACGUACGAUCUAUGCCAUAAGUAAUUUCUGAAUGUGGCAAU
Messenger RNA from Acyrthosiphon pisum (pea aphid), 1313 nucleotides. Its product is annotated as zinc finger protein 271-like. Lineage: Eukaryota; Metazoa; Arthropoda; Insecta; Hemiptera; Aphididae. The record is from RefSeq and is a predicted model, not a curated record. The coding region runs from base 1 to 1296 and encodes 431 amino acids. Gene Ontology annotation, biological process: regulation of transcription by RNA polymerase II. Gene Ontology annotation, molecular function: RNA polymerase II cis-regulatory region sequence-specific DNA binding; DNA-binding transcription factor activity, RNA polymerase II-specific. The transcript has a single exon.